AUGGGGAGGCGGGCUGGAGAGCCCGUGGCUGAAUGUAAGCGCCGAUUUUCUGCGACCUGCUGUUGCUCCGAAGACGGAAAGCAGCGACGAGGCACUCACGACGUUCUGAACGAUGACUUUGGCUUGCUGGACACGACUCAACGGCGACAAGCAGACUCGACAGCGACUGGCAGAUUCACGGUGACAGGAACAAUCAAUGACGACGGCAACAGGAACAUUCUGCAAUUCAUUUUUUAG
Linum trigynum is the source of this 237-nucleotide messenger RNA. The record is from the annotation of a GenBank genome assembly. NCBI's taxonomy places the organism in Eukaryota, Viridiplantae, Streptophyta, Magnoliopsida, Malpighiales, Linaceae.